GCGGCUGCCCCAUGGCGGAGGAUGUUGACCUGAAAGCAUGUCAGGGAGCUUUGGAUGAGUGCUGUCCACCUCGAGAGGAUCGGCUGGAACUGCAAGAAGAGGAGAAAGACAUAAAUCAAAACCACAGCAACCAUGUAGAUUCCCUUCUCUCCUUAGAGGGUUAUUUACAGCUUCUGCCAUCGCAGGUGGAAAACAUGCUAGAGGUGAACUUACUGGAAGAUACACAAGUUGCUGCUUCUAGUAGAGGCCAAGACCCAUCCUCUUCACACCACAGUAUAAAUAUGACCCAGACACUUCAGAACAGUUUCAGUCCUCCUGAUGCCAUGUUACUAAGAACAGACUACCCCAAUCCAUUAAAUUCAAAACCAAGAAACUUAGAAAGGCAAGAGUUUUUCCCUCAAACAAGCUCCGAUAUCACAAAUCCAGAAUCAUUAUUUCAUGGGUCAAAUUUGACAGGGCUAUUUUCAGCUGCUGACCUUAGGAAUCUAACAGCCCAUGAUGAUAAUUUUGAUGAAAUUAGGCUCAUGUCUUUGGCUUUGGAGGAAGGUUUUAGUCCUAUAGAAGUUUUUCAGAUCUUUGAAGAGCCUGGCUCAGAUUCAGGACUGUCUUUGAAUUCAAAUCACAGCACCACCUCUUACUCAGUCUGCUGUGAAGAUUCUGUUGGGUACAGCAGUGAUGUUAAAUCUGCUCCUUCACAUGGCUUAGGAGUUGUUGGUGGCCACUGCCAAGAAAAUAUUAAGCACAGCCAUGUGGAAUAUCCAGGUGAUGCAGAGUGUUCUACAGAAGCCACGCUUCAGCAGUUUCUUCAUAAUCACACUUACAAUCAACUGCCAAGUCAAGCAGCAUCCACUCCAGAGCAUUAUCAACAGAUCUGGAUAAAGAAAUCAAACGAAGUAAAAGAUAGGUGCCAUAAUUCUACUGCUACAAACCGGAGCAGAGAUGAACGUUAUGCAAAAGCUCUGAGAAUACCAUUUUCAGUUGAUGAAAUUGUGAGCAUGUCCGUCGACUCUUUCAACACCAUGCUGGCAAAGAACCAGCUGACAGAAACUCAGGUAUCGCUUCUACGUGACAUCAGACGAAGAGGAAAAAACAAGGUAGCUGCCCAAAAAUGUCGUAAACGCAAACUGAAUGCAAUUCUUAACUUGGAAGAAGAUGUGUGUAAUCUCCAAACACAAAAGGAGAGCCUUAAAAAGGAGCAUUCCCAGUGUAGCAAAUCAAUCAAUCAGAUAAAGCAAAAAUUAAACAACUUAUACCAUGACAUUUUCAGUAGACUGAGGGAUGACCAGGGUAGACCUGUUAACCCACACCAGUAUGUCAUUCAUUGCAGUAGCAAUGGAGGUGUUUUCAUAAUACCCAAGCACUUAGCCAAAUCUGAACAGAAACAAGAUAACAGAAAAGAGCAGAAACAAAAGUAAGAUGACUGGAGAUCACCUAAAUCACCUUUAUUUUGCUUGAAAGGAUGGUAAGAAUACUUGUGUGAAGAUUAAAGGUCAGUGAUUACAGCAGUUCAAAAGAAACAACUACACUUGAGGAGAAACACUAUUUUCAAGGGUCUGGCAAACCCAGCCAACUGUGAUCUGUUAGAAGGUCCGAGAGCUGAGUCUUCUGGAUGAGGAAAUCUGUUUAGUUUUAGGUAGAAUUAAAGGAGCUAGACCAUCAGUGUAGUGUAGCUUUAUAGAACUAUGUUAAAACUAGGAAUUUAGUUACUGGUAAUGGGGGCAGAGGGGAGAACAUCAGUGAGGCAUGAAAGUCAGCUUUAGAUCAUCGUUACACAUGCAAGAAAAUGUUUCAUUCUUGAAUACUUGACUCUAUACAGAGAAUGACCUUAUUUAUUCUCUAGCACUGAA
Sturnus vulgaris (Common starling) is the source of this 1847-nucleotide messenger RNA. It is a transcript of the gene NFE2L3, whose product is annotated as NFE2 like bZIP transcription factor 3. Gene Ontology annotation, molecular function: RNA polymerase II cis-regulatory region sequence-specific DNA binding; DNA-binding transcription factor activity, RNA polymerase II-specific. The record is from RefSeq and is a predicted model, not a curated record. Lineage: Eukaryota; Metazoa; Chordata; Aves; Passeriformes; Sturnidae. Gene Ontology annotation, biological process: regulation of transcription by RNA polymerase II. Gene Ontology annotation, cellular component: nucleus.